GUCAAGACCAUCCGCCAUGCCCCCCAAGAAAGUCAAGGCCCCCAAGGAAGAAGCCGCCGUCCAGCUCGGCCCUCAGGUCGCUGAUGGCGAGCUCGUCUUCGGCGUUGCCCACAUCUUCGCCUCUUUCAACGACACCUUCGUCCAUGUUACCGAUCUUUCUGGUCGUGAGACCAUCACCCGUGUCACUGGCGGCAUGAAGGUCAAGGCCGAUCGUGAUGAGUCUUCCCCCUACGCUGCCAUGUUGGCUGCCCAGGACGUUGCUGCCCGAUGCCGCGAAGUCGGUAUCACUGCCCUCCACAUCAAGCUCCGUGCUACCGGUGGAACUGGCACCAAGACCCCCGGCCCCGGUGCCCAGAGCGCUCUCCGUGCUUUGGCUCGUGCUGGUAUGCGCAUUGGACGAAUUGAGGACGUCACCCCCGUCCCCACCGACUCUACCAGGCGCAAGGGUGGUCGCCGUGGACGUCGUCUGUGAUCGCAUUCGCGUCGCACAUCAAAA
This is a messenger RNA of Coprinopsis cinerea okayama7#130, 496 nucleotides long. Its product is annotated as 40S ribosomal protein S14. Gene Ontology annotation, biological process: ribosomal small subunit assembly; translation; maturation of SSU-rRNA from tricistronic rRNA transcript (SSU-rRNA, 5.8S rRNA, LSU-rRNA). NCBI's taxonomy places the organism in Eukaryota, Fungi, Basidiomycota, Agaricomycetes, Agaricales, Psathyrellaceae. Gene Ontology annotation, cellular component: cytosolic small ribosomal subunit; ribosome. The coding region runs from base 17 to 472 and encodes 151 amino acids. The record is from RefSeq and is a predicted model, not a curated record. The transcript has 4 exons. Gene Ontology annotation, molecular function: small ribosomal subunit rRNA binding; structural constituent of ribosome; mRNA 5'-UTR binding.